AUGCCGGGAUGGGAUGACAAAAGUGAUCUUGAAACGGCAUCUCCCGAGUCGGUACCGUCCAACUUUGUCGAAUCGGAAACCAACGCUUGGCUAGAAGAAAAAGAACAACAACAACAAUCAAACGAUGACGCCGACAACAACAAAAACAAUGAAGACGACGACGACGAUAUCGACGACGAGGAAAUUCUGGACACGCACGGCAACGUCCCUUCCGAGCAACUCCGCCAGCGUCUCGAAAUGCAGUGGAGGGUCGCCUCGCACGUUCAGGACGACAACUGCGACGUCUACCAACCCCACACCUGCGGGGGAGAACCCUGUCAACUCUGUCGGGGACGAGGCUGGAACGAUUGUCGUUUCUGUCACGGAACCAGCGUCUUGUGGUCACGACCAUCCCUGGCGACACCACCCACCAGUUGUAAAAUAUGUCACCAGGGGGUGGAAACCUGUGCCUACUGCAAAGGAUCCGGAUGGAUCGCGUCGUGGACUGAUUUGCAAACGUCGUCGCGGUAA
Molecule: messenger RNA, 510 nt
Organism: Phaeodactylum tricornutum CCAP 1055/1
Lineage: Eukaryota; Bacillariophyta; Bacillariophyceae; Surirellales; Neidiaceae
Exons: 1
Coding region: 1-510 (169 amino acids)
Source: RefSeq, a predicted model, not a curated record